AUGCCGUCGUCCGCGGCCACCGGUGGAUCAGAAUUACUCCGGCCGCCGCCGCCGUACUCGUCCGCGUCGGCGAUCGUCGGCGGCACGGUGACGGGGCACCAUAUCCUCCAGAUCGACGGCUACUCCUACACAAAGGAGAAGCUCCCCAACGGCAAGUACAUCCUGUCCAGCUCGUUCAAGGUCGGUGAUCACCAAUGGCAGCUCAGCUACUUCCCCAAUGGCGUCAACCGCUACGGCGACGCUGACUUCGUAUCCGUCUUCUUGUAUCUCGUCGAGGGCCAGCCGGUGAAGGCGCGAGCCACGUUCAGCUUGCUCGACCGGGCGGGGAAGCCGGUGCCGUCCUACACGCGUGACACGGGGAUGCGCGACUUCGCCGUGACGCCGCCCGACCUGCACCGGCACCUCGGCGGCCUCCUCGAGUCCGGGGACGGCGCCGACGUCACGUUCCGCGUCGCCGGCGAGGACGUGCGCGCGCACCGGUACAUUCUCGCGGCGCGGUCGCCGGUGUUCAAGGCGGAGCUCUUCGGCCAGAUGAAGGAGAGCAGCAGCAGCAGCAACACCGUGAUGAACGUGGACGACAUGGAGGCGGAGGUGUUCAGGGCCCUCCUCGCCUUCAUCUACACCGACGCGCUGCCGGAGACGAAGACGAAGGCGAAGCAGGAGGACGAGCUGGUGAUCGCGCAGCACCUGCUCGUCGUGGCGGACAGGUACGGCAUGGAGAGGCUCAAGCUGCUCUGCGAGGAGAAGGUGGUCGAGUUCAUCGACCGGGGCUCGGUGGCGACGCUCAUGGCGUUGGCAGAGCAGCACCAUUGCCAUGGGCUCAAGGGGGCGUGCUUCCGGUUCCUCGAGUCGAAGGAGACGCUGAACGCGGUGAUGGCGACCGACGGCUUCCUGCAUCUGAUGCGGAGCUGCCCUUCUCUUGUCAAGGACCUCGUUUUCAGGGUUGCUGACAGUCAUUUUCAGUAGCAUAUGCAUGUGAGGUUCUUCAGAAAGACAAAAAUCAUACAUAAAACAGCUAGCUGCCAAAUGUGUGUUAUGCAUUACGUACCUUGUGUAAUCUCCCUGGUCUAAAUUCUGGAACAUAUAUACAGUAUAGCUUAAUUAACUCCUCUCUCUUUGGUGAAAGAAUUCCAAAUGACAAAUGCUUAUAGGGACGGGAUCAUGUCCCGC
Oryza sativa Japonica Group (Japanese rice) is the source of this 1170-nucleotide messenger RNA. NCBI's taxonomy places the organism in Eukaryota, Viridiplantae, Streptophyta, Magnoliopsida, Poales, Poaceae. The record is from RefSeq and is a predicted model, not a curated record.